AUGUGUGGAUAUCCAGAACAGACAGUAGACGAAGAGAGGUCUCCACGAGUGUCUUUGUCUGGAAAGAAAAAGAAACAGAUAGAGGAAGAAUGGAAAUGGAUUGAAGCGCAAUUGUGUGGUCUGUGCUCUAUUGGAGGAGACAUAUUAUGCUGCGAAACGUGUCCUGCUUCUUUUCAUCUCUCAUGUAUUGGAAUAGAAGCAUCUGAAGUUCCAGAUGGAGCUUUUCACUGUCAUCGUUGCACUAGUCUGCCAAAGGAUGUUCAACUAUUUGCACCUGAGACAUGUACUUCUACAACCCCUCAACAUCGAGUAGGAUAUGAGUUUUAUAGAAAUUGGGAAGCGAUUCGCUGGCAAUACAAACGAUUGAAAAAGGAACCAACAAAACCGGUUCAAGGACCAUUAACAGAAAUGGAUUCAAUCGACAAUACAUUCCCAGAUUGCCAUCUUAAAAAUGCACUAACGCUGAUCAAUUCUUUAAAUUAUUCAUUUCCCUCUCGGUAUACUGAUGCGGUAAAAAAGUAUCCAGAUGAUUCAAUGGAAGUCAAGCGAAGCUAUAAAGCGGGAGAAACGUGUGUCCAAUGUGAAUUACAAGAUGACUGGUCACCCAUGUUGUUAUGCGAUUUCUGUGAACAACCUUGGCAUCAAAAGUGUGUAUAUCCACCUAUGAUAACCAUGCCGAAGAGAAAUUAUUGGAUGUGUCCGAGACAUACAGCUGUACGUAUUGAUAACCUUGUACUCGGUGAAGAAUUAACUCGAAAUGAACGAAAUGUGUUAAUAGAAAAGUACGGCGAGCCUGAAGUUUCAUUCGAAUUGUUCGAAAAGUUUUGCAAUGCAACAAUUGAACGCCGGAUCGGUUGCAAUGAUAAUCUCGAUGUAAUCUAUUAUGCUCCUGUAAGAGAAGAAGUAGCUUCUUGUGUAUCUCCGGUUCUUAUUCACAAGAAAAAUAAUUGGCGAAAAGGAGGACGAGGAAAGAAGAAAGCGGAGAGUCGAUAUUUUGACACCUCUUAUGGAUUAGAAGAUAUUCCAGACGCAUUUUCAUCGUCUUCCUUGAAGAAUCUCCGGAAGAUUUCAGAUAAUACUCUCGUAGAACGGAAAGAUAGAGUAUUGGAUCAAUUGGAUCAGAAGAGAAGCCAACAACUGACCGAGGACGAACUGUUAUCAACUAUUAUGCCAUAUGACGAAGUGAUCAAGAUGAUGCGUGGAGAUUUAGAUCCAAAAGAGACCAUACGGGGUAGUGGAAUUCAGUCUAUAUGUGCACUGCCGGAUAAAAUUUAUCGGAAAAAAUUAAAAGCUGAUAUUGAUCUUCUUAUUCAAUUCUUAGGAUUUGGAAAUGAUCAUGAUGAAAGAAAGUUCAGUUCUUUCCAGACGGAGGCAUUUUUUAGAAGAUGUACACCCCCUCCCAGUGCUCAGAAUACUCUGUGUCAAAAAUCUCUUCGAGAAGUUCUACUCAACUCUCAAAAAGAAGCACUUGAAUUAUCGCAAGUUUAUAAAUAUCAUCCUGACUCGACGAAAAUCGAUCAUUUUGUUCUUCUCGCUCAUGACAUAUAUUUUGAAAGUGCAGAAGAGAGGGAUUCAUAUUUCCCAUCAAGUAUGACAAUUUGGUCGAAGGAGCCGAUCAUGGCGUUGACAGCGAAAUGGGCCAAACAAAGUUGUGUCAAAAUAAAAGAAGAAUCACCUGCAGAACCUGUUGACGAUAAAAUGGUAGACGGAGGAAUCAAUGCAAUAGUAGCUUCAAUAAACGAAACAACUUCUUCUGGACCUAUACUUGGUGUUGGCUCUUCUGAGGUCAUAGCGGCUCAUUAUGUUGUAGAUCCAGCAGAAUUGGAGUCAACUGGAGGAGCCCUUGAAUCAAAUGAGCCACAAGGACCACUGUAUGCAUCAUCACAACAUUCGUCACUACAAUCGCCACAGCAAUCACCACAACAAGCAUAUCUAAAUAUUGAAUUCAAAGAAGAUGGACCUAAUAUUGCCCAGUACAUAAAUGAUUCAGGACCCCUUGAGCAGAAUAUUGCUGAAGCUGUCGGGAGAUUAUCAUUGGAUAAUUUUGAGGAUUUGAAGUAUAAUGAUUACCAGGAGAAAGCUGUAAGUAUUUAUGAAUAUCCAGGUUAUCUCGGAGAAGAUGAUUGGUAUGAGGCAGAUGUACGAAGAGCAAAAAGUUUAAAUGAUCUUGUUGAUAAACCCAUCUGGUCACAUGUCAACAAAAACAUGCAAAACUUCCUGCUCCGGGAACAAAUUGAAACAAUGCAAUUCGAUCAUGAUUAUGCGGCAAUCGAUAGACGUCAAAUCUCAGAUGAUUCAGUACCGAAUGAUUUGCAUAACUAUAUUUCAUCAGAAAGUGUGAAAGAUAGAUAUGAAUAUGAAGAGAGAGAAAGUCAAUCUCCAGACACGGAGUUUCUUUCUCCAAAUCCACCCGAUGGUUAUGAAAACUAUGACAUAAGAAGAAGAGGUAGACCAAAAGGCUCAAAAAAUCGAAAAGAGGGAGAGCCUAUUCGCCCACGGAAAAAGUAUCCGACCAGUUCAUCUGGUAGAUCUCGAGGUCGCGGAGGCAGACCGAGAAGUAUUCGUGGAAGCAGAGGUACACCAUCAGCAGCCAGUAGUUUUGACGAAGAAGGACCAUCAAGAAGACGGUCUGUGACAUUUUCAUCGGAUGCUCCGGACUCUCCUGAACAGUCUAUAGCAUCUGUAUCCAAAAGAAUACAAGAGGAGGUCGACGAAGCACGUGAGAAAUAUGCAAAAUUGAUGCUUACGAAGAAUUUAGAAGAAGAUAAAGAUACCUAUUUCAGCACAAGAAAUGAUGCUUUAGAAAGUUGGACAGCAGAACAACGAAAGGAAUUGACGAGACGAGUUAUAACAGGGAGACUGAGCUCAUUGAUCCCUUUUGAAGCCCGAUAUUUUUUACCAAGUCAACGAGUUUUAGCUCGUGUUGAAAUAGACGAUUAUCAUCUUUCAAUUGCAAUUCAAAGGUGUUUGACGAAAAUCGGAACAGCCCAGGAUUGCCAUAUUCGAAUCGAUAAAUUAGCUGAUUCAUUUUGCAACGAUCUUGCUGAUUAUCACUGUGACAUCAUUCGGGAAUACCAUUCAAAUGAGUUUUAUCUUUCCACUCUGGCUACUGAAAUGGUUAUCGUGAAUGAUGUUGUGAUCUGUCGUCCUCGAUUAACACAUUUUGAAGAAGCCGAACGAAACAGAUCAAACGGAUCUAUCCCUUUCAUUCCGUCGAAUAUCAGAUGCCAGUGCCGAAAACGUUCGGACCAGCGGAUUUCUAAUUUAGAAAACAACGGACAGGUGAUAACGUCAGGAAUAGUCAAGCUGGAGGACGGAGCGCUUAUUCAAAUCGGAUGCGUUGUUUUCAAAUUUUUCAAAAAUAGUUAA
Molecule: messenger RNA, 3369 nt
Organism: Caenorhabditis remanei
Lineage: Eukaryota; Metazoa; Nematoda; Chromadorea; Rhabditida; Rhabditidae
Exons: 11
Coding region: 1-3369 (1122 amino acids)
Biological process (GO): negative regulation of transcription by RNA polymerase II
Cellular component (GO): nucleus; Sin3-type complex
Molecular function (GO): transcription corepressor activity
Source: RefSeq, a predicted model, not a curated record